Moesziomyces aphidis is the source of this 348-nucleotide messenger RNA. Lineage: Eukaryota; Fungi; Basidiomycota; Ustilaginomycetes; Ustilaginales; Ustilaginaceae. The record is from the annotation of a GenBank genome assembly.
AUGGCCUACUUGCUUCGAGCGUGUGUGGUCUGCUCUUCGGUCGGCUCGGAGCGCAUCGAGGUGGCACGGAUCGAGGUGGCCAGGAUGCGAUCCGAUGCGAUUGGAUUGAGAUCCACUCGAGGUGGCGUACCUAUCGCAACCAUACUCAUCAUGAGGGAUGCGUGGAAGGCCCUCAUCCACACCUCAUCAUCACCGCUUGCAAAUGGCGCCGAUGCCGGCUAUUUUGAACCGGGCAUGAAGCUGAUGCGGAUCAGUCGGGAUACGAUCAAUUGCGGGGUAGCUGAUUGGACUUUGAUCUCCGCCUCAAUGUCGGGCGAAGCAGGGAUGGCAAGCCAUCAUUAUGCAUGA